Molecule: messenger RNA, 2708 nt
Organism: Coccinella septempunctata (seven-spotted ladybird)
Lineage: Eukaryota; Metazoa; Arthropoda; Insecta; Coleoptera; Coccinellidae
Product: chorion peroxidase-like
Exons: 13
Coding region: 115-2562 (815 amino acids)
Biological process (GO): response to oxidative stress
Molecular function (GO): peroxidase activity; heme binding
Source: RefSeq, a predicted model, not a curated record
AAAAAAGAUUUCUUGGAAAUUGUCUCAUGAGUAAACAGAAAACUAAUCAAGUGAGUAGAGAUGUCACUGUGUUCAGCCACAUGAAAAAAAAUCUUCUUGUGAAACUAUCCACAGAUGUUCCUCAUCAGUCCUUGUUUUGAUUCUGGGAUCCGAAUCAACAUGAAAACCGUAUACAUCCAAAUUUGCGUGUUUCUAAUCAUUGCUGCCAAUCAGAUAGCAGCCAAAUCUACUCAUCGGGUUGCUGGACUGAAUCCCUCAAUUGCUGGCAAUGGUAGUCAAUGUACAAAAGGCAAAACUGACACAGAGCUUUGUGAGGAUGAGUCUGCCUGUUGUAGACCAAUGGUGAGAUGUCCUGCUCAUGUAAGACUCAAACCAGUACAAUUUUGCACAACUCCACAAGGGGGACAAGGCGUUUGUUGUACUACAGGCUCUAACCACACAGAACCGAUGGAUGAGAAACGGAGAGGACACAAGAUCAUCAAAGCUGAUAUCUUCACCCUCAGCCUCAUAAGAAGAAAGAGUAGGGAGGAACUGGCUGACCUCAGGACGAGGGAAGCCAAACUGAUGUCCUCUGGGAAACAUUCUAUACUAAGCCGUUCCUCAUCGAGUUACAGCCAUUUCAGGAACUCCAGAACAUUCAAUUCAGCGGAUUUACAUCAGGUUAUGGAGAUUGCCAGCAGGGCUUUGGAGAUUGCCAUAGCUACAAGAGCAUUCAGAGACAGGCAGGGUAUAACGAAUGAACAAUUAGAGUUGAGCAUGCUGCAAGAUGAUCUGAGAACUACCCCACUUGGAGACGCUUGUACGCCUCUACCUUUCUGCCACAUUGUUCCCGAUAAAUAUCGAAGAAUAGAUGGCGCCUGCAACAACAUUUUACACUCCACAUGGGGAUCACACCUUACACCAUUCGCCCGACUGCUUCCCCCAAGUUAUCAAGAUGGUGUUUGGUCACCAAGGGUGUCAGAAUAUGACGGCAAACCCUUAACUAGCCCGAGAAAGAUCAGCACCACCCUGUUCAAAGACGACAACGCCUACCAGACAGAUCGCACCCUUAUGGUCAUGCAGUUCGGUCAGUAUUUAUCGCACGAGAUCACGCAAUCCAUAGACACGUCCUUCAGGAAUGGCAGUGCCAUAGCCUGCUGCGAACCAGAUGGUAGCGCCGCCUUGGACCCGAGGAAUCGACACGACGCCUGCAUGCCCAUAGAAUUGCCGGCCGACGACCCUUUCUACUCUGUGUUCAAUCAAAAGUGUAUGAAUUUCGUUCGUUCGGUCCUGGCUCCCAGGCAGGAUUGUACCCUUGGGUAUUCCCAGCAGAUGAACAAGAUCACCCACUUCAUAGAUGGUUCUUCGAUAUAUGGUUCAACUCCAGAUCAGACUGGAGAGCUGAGAAGUUUUGAAGAAGGAAAGUUGGCAACCUUCGAAGAUUUCGGCAGAGAUCUACUGCCCAUUAGUAAGGACACAGACGCUUGUCUGACAAUGGAGCAAGGUUCUGCUUGUUUCAGUUCAGGAGAUACAAGAACCAAUCAAAUGAUAACCCUGGUGGCUGUGCAUACCCUAUUCAUGAGAGAGCACAAUCGAGUAGCAUCGGAACUGCUGAAGUUAAACCGCCAUUGGUCCGAUGAAAAACUAUUUCUUGAAGCGAGACAGAUAGUGAUAGCCGAAUUGCAGGUCGUGACAUACAAGGAAUUCCUUCCGGCAGUUAUAGGUGAAGAUGCCAUGAGGGACUUUGGUCUGAAUCUCAAGCAGGGGGAGGAAUACUCUUACGACUACGAUCCAAACAUCGAACCUUCGGUGACCAAUGAAUUUGCCAGCGCUGCGUUCAGAUUUGGGCAUUCUAUAGUGGACGGUCAGCUGAAGAUAUACGGUCGUAAGAAGAUGGAGGAGAUCAUCUUUAUUCCGGAGGUUAUGUUCCACCCUUCUAGGAUGCGUAAACGGUUCUUUUUCGAUCAGGUAUUGAGUACCCUGACGACCGAUCCUAUCCAGGCAACUGAUGAGUUUUUCUCAGACGCGCUGACAAGGUACAUGUUCAGAGCUGGUAAUCCAUUUGGUGUCGACCUAGCAGCCUUGAAUAUACAACGUGGCAGAGACCAUGGCAUCAGACCUUAUAACGACUACAGAGAACUUGUGGGUUUACCCAGAUAUACCAAUUUCGAAGAGUUUGGACGAUUGGGUAAGGCGUUGAGCAAAGUGUACAGAAGUGUGGACGAUGUAGAUCUAUGGGUGGGUGGAUUAUUGGAAGAAAAACCAGAAGGAAGUAUAGUGGGCCAAGUGUUUAGAGACAUCAUCGCGGAUCAGUUUGUGAGAUUGAAAAAUGGCGACAAAUACUUUUUCGAGAAUGAUCCUAUUCUGAAUCCUGGUCACUUUACCCCAGCUCAACUUAAGGAACUCAGAAAAACCUCUAUGUCCAGAAUAAUAUGCGACAAUAGUGAUGGUAUCCUUUUAGCAAGGCAAGCUUUGAACGCUUUCAAAACUCCUGGAGUAGCAGGUAACGAUAUCGUCGAUUGCAAGGGUGAUAUGAUACCCAGGAUAGAUUUGAGCCACUGGAAGGAGGGAUACUUUGAGUGAAAUCGAAUAAGGCAGAUUUGAGCUGCUUUUAUAAUAUUUGUGUGAAAUGUUAUAUGUAUACACGUUGUUUUUAUAAGUCAUGAUUAAUUGUUGUCGGUUGUGGAACUAACAUUAGCUAUUAUUAUUAAUGAAAACAUGAAAUAUUA